Amaranthus tricolor (Joseph's coat) is the source of this 1202-nucleotide messenger RNA. RefSeq lists its product as uncharacterized. Gene Ontology annotation, cellular component: nucleus. Gene Ontology annotation, biological process: transcription by RNA polymerase II. The transcript is spliced from 3 exons. Gene Ontology annotation, molecular function: transcription coactivator activity. NCBI's taxonomy places the organism in Eukaryota, Viridiplantae, Streptophyta, Magnoliopsida, Caryophyllales, Amaranthaceae. The record is from RefSeq and is a predicted model, not a curated record. The coding region runs from base 98 to 793 and encodes 231 amino acids.
UAAACUCAAGUCUCAACCCGUUUUAUUUAUUAUUCUUGAUCAAAAUUUCUGGAAAAAUCCCAUAAAUCAAUCAACAACCCAAAAUCACACUCCAACCAUGCCGAAGAAAAUGGGCGUAAACAGCAAAGCUGAGGAGGCCAAGGCACGAAAAGCCGCUGCAGAAGCCGAGAAGAAAGACAAAGUAGCCAAACAAAAGGAAGACAGUUACUGGCGAGAAGCCGAAGGACCCAAAUCUAAAGCCGCCAAAAAACGAGAGGAGGAUGAACAAAAACGCGCUGAAGCCGCCGCUAAGAAAGCCGAAGCGCGCCGGUUAGCCGAGCAAGAAGAGAAGGAACUUCAAAAAUCACUUAACAAACCCGAUAAGAAAGCGAACCGGGUUAUGGGUGCAGUGGUGCCAAAGGUAACCGAAGCGGAGCUCCGAAGAAGGAAGGAGAAAGAAGAGGAAGAGUUGAAGAUUAAGGCGGAGGAGGCGAAGAAGAAACAAAGUAGAAUGGCUGAAGAACAAGAGUAUGAGAAGAUUGUAUUGAUUGAAAAUAAGAAUAGAGAUGAUGAUGUGAUUGAAGCUCACAGUGUUGAAGAAGCUCUUGCUCAAAUUUCGAUUAAUGAGAGUUUGCCUGUUGAUAAACAUCCUGAAAAGAGACUUAAGGCUUCUUUUAAGGCUUUUGAAGAAGCUGAAUUACUAAGGCUGAAGGCAGAGAAACCAGGUUUGACUCACACCCAAUAUAAGGAAAUGAUAUGGAAAUUGUGGAAGAAAUCGCCUGACAACCCUCUCAAUAGAGUUGCCGAGGCUUGAUGUAUUGAACAGAUUAUCUAAGAAAUACUUUCAAAAGUUGCGGCCAAUAUAUUCUGGUACAAGUUCAUAUAUACCCAAACCUUAUUCGCAAAGUGAUCAUCUCAACUAAAAACGAGCUCGAGUAAUAAAAUAAUGCUUGCGUUCUUGUAAGAAUUCUGUAUGUGCAGUAGCUGAAAAUAUCUUUGUAAUUAAUAGCAAGUUUAAUAAUUAUUAAAAAAAAAUAGCAAGUUUAAUAUGAAGGCUUAAUGUUAUUGCGAUCUAAUUUCUUUGGAACUUGGAAGUAUCAAAAUGAUUGUUACAUGCUUUCAGUUUCUGAGUAUUAUAUGAGGGUUGACUUUGCCUUUUAUAGUCGACCACCAUUAAUGUUUAACCUCAGGCAUUGAUGUAAUAUUUAUGGCAUCUUUUAUUA